CCCCAGGCUCCCCGCAGCUGCCCGGACCUCCCCCUGCACGUCCCGGUCCCGCCGCCCGCCCCCGCUGCGGCCACCUCGCCCGUCUCCCGCCCCUUCAAGCCACAGAUCAUCUUCGGAUUCUUCCCCAGAAGCUUCAAGUAGGGAUAUGUCCUCAGCACCAACUACUCCUCCAUCAGUGGAUAAAGUAGACGGAUUUUCUCGGAAGUCCGUCAGAAAAGCCAGACAGAAGAGGUCGCAAAGUUCCUCACAGUUUAGGUCUCAAGGCAAGCCUAUUGAGUUAACACCUCUGCCGCUGCUAAAAGACGUUCCAUCCUCAGAGCAGCCUGAACUGUUCCUAAAGAAACUUCAGCAGUGCUGUGUCAUUUUUGACUUCAUGGACACGCUAUCUGAUCUUAAAAUGAAAGAAUACAAGCGCUCCACUCUUAAUGAACUGGUGGACUACAUUACAAUAAGCAGAGGCUGUUUGACAGAGCAGACUUACCCUGAAGUAGUUAGAAUGGUAUCUUGCAAUAUAUUCAGAACUCUCCCUCCUAGUGACAGCAAUGAAUUUGAUCCAGAAGAAGAUGAACCUACCCUUGAGGCAUCGUGGCCACACUUACAGCUUGUAUAUGAAUUUUUCAUACGAUUUUUGGAAAGCCAAGAAUUCCAACCCAGCAUUGCCAAAAAAUAUAUAGAUCAGAAAUUUGUAUUACAGCUUCUGGAGCUAUUUGACAGCGAAGACCCUCGGGAACGGGACUACUUAAAAACAGUCUUACACAGAAUUUAUGGCAAGUUUCUUGGUCUUAGAGCAUUUAUCCGAAAACAGAUUAACAAUAUUUUUCUAAGGUUUGUUUAUGAAACAGAACACUUCAAUGGUGUAGCUGAACUGCUGGAGAUACUAGGAAGUAUUAUCAAUGGCUUUGCUUUACCUCUUAAGGCAGAACACAAACAGUUUCUGGUGAAAGUAUUGAUCCCUUUACACACUGUCAGGAGCUUAUCACUCUUCCAUGCACAGCUGGCAUAUUGUAUAGUACAGUUUCUGGAGAAAGAUCCUUCACUCACAGAACCAGUUAUUAGGGGGUUAAUGAAAUUUUGGCCUAAAACAUGUAGUCAAAAAGAGGUCAUGUUCCUUGGGGAACUGGAAGAAAUAUUGGAUGUGAUUGAACCUUCACAAUUUGUUAAAAUCCAAGAACCUUUGUUUAAACAAAUCGCCAAGUGUGUAUCUAGCCCCCAUUUUCAGGUGGCAGAAAGAGCACUCUAUUAUUGGAAUAAUGAAUACAUCAUGAGUUUGAUAGAAGAAAACUCUAACGUCAUCCUUCCCAUCAUGUUUUCCAGCCUUUAUAGGAUUUCAAAAGAACAUUGGAAUCCGGCUAUUGUGGCGUUGGUGUACAAUGUGUUGAAGGCAUUUAUGGAAAUGAACAGCACCAUGUUUGACGAGCUGACAGCCACAUACAAGUCAGAUCGUCAGCGUGAGAAAAAGAAAGAAAAGGAGCGUGAAGAAUUGUGGAAAAAAUUGGAGGAUCUGGAGUUAAAGAGAGGUCUUAGACGUGAUGGAAUAAUUCCAACUUAACAAAAACAAUGACAGCAACAUUACUAACCUGUGGAGUCACACGUUUAUGUAGUAGAAGAUGGAGCAACAGUUUUCUGUAUUGUGCAACUUUACAGUAGAUUUCACAUUUGUUUCAUUAUUACAACAGCACUGUAUAUACCUGUCUCUAAGUAAAGGAAAAAACAAAAUAAGGACUUCAAUCCAAAGUUUGGACAGUAGAUGGACUUCUCAGAACUUUGCAAACAUAAUCAUUGUUCUAACCCUCUUUUAAAAAAAAAAAUCGGUCUUCAAAGAUCUGUUGAUGAAAUUGCUAUGUUAAAAUUCCAUUAUCGGGAGUUCCUUAUUUAUCACUAGCAGAGAGUAUGAUACAAUUUUCAAAUGUGAACAAUCUUAAAUUUAGCUUGUCUUUCUGCUAAGCUGUUAAAUGUAUUUAUAGUAAAGGAAGAAAAAAAGACUGUCGUUUCCUUAUAAGUUUGUAUAACAUCCUCCUCUGGAUAACUUGACUGUAAUUUGAUAUCUUUUUCUUUUGCACAUCUUCCUGAGUUGAAUGUCCACGUGGAAUGGGGUCAUGAAUUAUAAAAGUCCCUGAUAAAAGUUUUGUUUACUGGGGUGAACAUCUUUCCAGUAACCAGGUAGUCCUGGUACUCCUUUAGUUUUAAAAUUAGGAGUUAAAAGAGAAGAGGUGAUAAACAUAGUAGGGAAGGGAAUAUCGGAUUCAUGCAUCAGUUUAUGGUGAAUCCAAAUCAAUGUCUUGAAUCCUUUGAAAACAGGCACUGGGACAUCACAGGCUUCAGUACCUGACCAGUAUUAGUUGCAUAUAUCAUUGAACACACAUACCAGAGAUGUUUUAGAAAUGCGAGAAAAACAUCCUUUUGGACCAUUUGAGAUAAGAAAGACAAACACUAAACAAUACAACCAUGAAAUUGAUUGCCGGGAUUGCAAAUCUAAUUGGGAAAAGAGUUGAGCAAACAGCUUGGACUGUUUGGAGUUGUUGCCUUACUUUUUAAUAUGUAUUUAUAAAGUAUUCCAGCAAAAGAGGAUGUAGCCUCUGGGAAAAAACAAACAUGUUACAGUGUUUUUUGUAGAUUCUCGUUCUAUAUCUCAUCACAGCGCCAGCCCUGUUUUUAGCCGGAAAGGAUUCAGGAUAAACAUUAUUAUGCAUUCUGAAUUGGAUGCAUAUUCCUAACUACUGUAUUUGUUACCAAAAGUGAUUCUACAAAUGCUACUGAAAAAAAUCUGGAAAUUCCUAAUGUCCUGAGUAUUAAUAAUAAAGUUUAAAAAUGCUUUUAUAUCAAAGGUGCAUCGUGACCAAAUUGUUUAAGAAAAAAAACAAAAAAACAAAAUCUAGGGCUGUAUUAUAUAUAUAUAUAUAUAUAUAUAUCUUAUUGGCUCUCUGCUUUGUAUUUAAAUGAAGAAUCUUACAUCUUGGGUAGGUAAACUGCUGAUAAAACUUGUGUACAGUAUGUACUUACCUAAUGCAGUUGCAUUAUUAUGUACUGAAAGAUACGUGUUUGGAGGUUUAUUUCCAGGAUGCAUUUGCUUGUUAUGGACAUGGCAGCAGUGAGUUGGUAAUCCUAAACCAUCACUUCCAGCAGUAUUCAUGGUAUAGAGCUGAUCCUGUGUUCAUAUGUUGAAUUGUGAUAGUAGCAAACAUGAACAUAUGAACUAUUGUUGCUCUUAAUAGAAAUACAAUAUAAAUAUGGGCUUGUAUAUUUUCUUCCUUACAUUUAAAUAUAAAGUAGAAUACGCAGUUUUAUUAUUUUCAAGAAAAAGAAAGAAAAGCUGCUGACCUUUCUCCCCCAUAAAGUUUUUCAGGAUGAUCAGGUCACAGUGUGUACGUAAGAGUCAGCUAAUUAUGGAUAUUGUCAUCUCAGUAACUUUGUAAAAAAACAAACAAAACUGGCAUUGUUAAUUCCAAAAAAAAAAAAAAAACCAGCAGUAAAAAAAAAAAAGUCAUAUGCAACACCAGACGCAACAUGGUUUAAUGGAAUUAAUAGUCUUUUUUUUUUUUUUAAAAAGAACAUUGAUGGGGAUUCACUGUAAAGUUGGCAGAGGCUGCCAAAGACAAAACAACUGACUUUAAAAAUGCUGGAACAAAGUGAUAAAAAAUAAAUUUGUAACAAAUCUUC
Molecule: messenger RNA, 3657 nt
Organism: Gorilla gorilla gorilla (western lowland gorilla)
Lineage: Eukaryota; Metazoa; Chordata; Mammalia; Primates; Hominidae
Gene: PPP2R5E
Product: protein phosphatase 2 regulatory subunit B'epsilon
Exons: 14
Coding region: 146-1549 (467 amino acids)
Biological process (GO): signal transduction; protein dephosphorylation
Cellular component (GO): protein phosphatase type 2A complex; cytosol; nucleus
Molecular function (GO): protein phosphatase activator activity
Source: RefSeq, a predicted model, not a curated record